Paramecium primaurelia is the source of this 703-nucleotide messenger RNA. NCBI's taxonomy places the organism in Eukaryota, Ciliophora, Oligohymenophorea, Peniculida, Parameciidae. The record is from the annotation of a GenBank genome assembly.
AUGGAAUUUUUGUGUGUAAAAUUUUUCUUUUAAAUCUAAUCCUGGGUAAGUAAAGUUAUCUUCAGAGACUGUUUAGAAAGAAGAAAUUAAUAGUAGCAUAGAUUGUGCAUUAGGUUUUAGCAAUAGUUUAUUACAUAAUAAUAGUAGUUCUUCUGGAAUGUUAUCAAGCAGCACCAGUUAAAUUCCAAUAGUAACUAAUUUUAUUAUCCUUACCAAAAUUUGCUCUCAGUUUUUACCAAAAUUUUCAAGUCUAUAGAAGGAUAGUGAGCGAAAACCUAUUAUUAUACCUUAUUAAGAUGAUCAUAAAUAAUUAUUCAAGUAAAAGAACAUAAAAAAUGUUUAUUAAUGCAAGAGAGAAAAUAAAUAUAGUCUUAAACAAUAUCCUAUGGCAAAGUUAAUUACUGAGCAUACUGACACAAUUAUUUGUUCAGAUAAUACAUGCAUGUUAGCAUCUUUCCAUGAAAAUAUGCAUAGAGUUGAUUAAGGAAUAUAUAAGAAAGGUUAAGCAUCCUAAGUGUACGUAGAAUGUUACGAAUAUUUGCCAACAAAGUAGAUCUAAUUCAGUGAUGCUCAAGACAUAAUAGAUGAACUUAAAAAAGAAAGAUAUGAACUAUUUAAUAAUAAUUGUUAGCAUAGUUCUAAUAAAAUAAUUCAAAAAUUAGAUCUUAAAUUUAAUGAUUUAAUAAAUUUAGAGAGAUUAUGA